UUCUGAACAGCAUACACGUAUAUUUCGAGCGAUUGAGAUUCUCUUUCUGUGCAUCACAGUGAAAAAUCGAUAGAUCUUAGAAAUAUAUCUAGUGCAGUAUUUGUAGCGGCUUUUUUUGCAGUUCUAAUGAUAAAAAUAGCAUUUGAGUGAAGCAUAACAUAAGCGCAUGCAAUUUUGGAAAAUCAUAAUAUAAAAAGCGCCACAUUGAAGCAUUACAAAAUGAAAACAAUGAGUUAAGAAGGAAAAAUUCACAAUUUACAUGAGGAAAUCGAUCUCCAAAACAAUAAUAUGGAUUUAAAGAAGUACAACACGAUGAAAAUUCAGAAUAAAAAGGCUUUCAAACCAUUUCCAAUUUACUUUCUUCCUUCGAUACUUACUGCCAUAUUUCUAUGUCACUUAUGUUUAGUUCCUGUUUAUGCAGAUGCAAAACAUCCAUCACCACAAGCAAUUGUUGAUACAUGGGCCUCACAAUUCGGCGAUGAAUUGAAUUGGUUGGCGAAAAAUAUGACGAAAGCUGAUGAAAUUAAAAAUCAAUAUAAAGAAAAUAAUGCAAAAGUAAAAGAAAAAGGUGAAUUGAUUCAAGAUGCCGUGGAGAAUGUGGGAAGAAUGUUUCGAAGAAAAACAGUAGCGGUUCGGUGUAUAGCAAACAAAGCGGAAGAGUUGGCCGAAGAGUAUUUUCGAAAUUAUACAAUGAAUGAGACUGGUAUUGCGGAUACUGAACUUCAAAGUAUGCGUAAUAAUUACAAAUAUUAUUCGAGCAAAUAUUCCGUGAUAAACGGUGUUUCUUGUGCCAAUCGAUCGGAAACCAAAUAUCAGUGUUUAAAUUUUAAAGUGUUAAUAAAUGCAACCGCAUCAUAUUUGGACAUGGAGCUUUCUCCCGACAAACAUUUUUACCAUAUAAAUGUCAACACAACAUACGCUUCAGUGCACGUACCAACAAACGUUUUCGAUGGCAGCAAUGAGACGAAGGAUGUGUUAAUUUGGUCGGAGCGGCUAGACUCGGUGUUUGUAAAAAAUUAUAAAAAAGAUCCGGCUUUAUCAUGGCAGUAUUUCGGUUCAGAGACUGGUGUUCUUCGACAUUUUCCGGCAAAAUCAUGGGAAGACCGUGACACAUCCUCAUCGGUGGAUGUGUAUGAUUGUCGAAAACGUUCAUGGUAUAUUGAAACGGCCACUUGUUCCAAGGAUAUUGUAAUUCUUCUCGAUCGUACCGGUUCAAUGACUGGAUACUUGGGCUUUUUGGCAAAAUUAACCAUAAAAAGUUUGUUAGAUACAUUUUCAAACAAUGACUUUUUCAAUAUUUACACGUUUUCAAAGAACGUUACACCAUUGGUUGAAUGCUUCAGUGGUGAAUUGGUUCAAGCGACACCCGAAAAUAUUAAAGUAUUUAAUGAAAAAAUGUCGGAUUUUAAACAUUUAAUCGACGCAUAUGCCAAUGAAACAAGCAUUAAAAAUGCAACCGAAAUUGCAUUCGAUUUACUAAAAAAAUAUCGAAUCGAACGAAAAUGCGAUGAAAAUCCAUGCAAUCAAGCAAUUAUGUUGAUCACCGAUAAUAUUCAAGGAAAUUUCACUGAAACAUUUGAAAAAUACAAUCGAAUCAAUGGCACCAGAGUACCGGUACGAAUAUUCACCUAUUUACUUGGAAAAGAUCAAAGCAAUGUGGCCGAAAUGAAAAGCAUAGCAUGUUCGAAUCGUGGAGGAUUUUCACAUAUUCAAACUUUAGACGAGGUUCAAGAAAAAGUUUUCGAUUAUGUGGGAUACAUUGCACGACCGCUUGUAUUGCAAGGAAUUAAACAUCCACCGACAUGGACGCAUGCAUUCAAAGAUGUGACGUAUCGUGAUGAAGAGAACUACGAACCAGAAAAUGGGAAAAAAAUUGAAAAUCUACCGCCACGUUUAAUGAUUGCGGUCGGUGUACCGGCUUAUAAAAUCGAUUCUUCAAAUGACACUCGCAAGUACGUUGGAUUAUUAGGAGUUGCAUCAACGGAUGUACCAGUCGAUGAUAUUGACAAACUAACACUUCCAUACAAGUUGGGUGUGAACGCAUAUCCUUUCAUUGUUAGCAACAACGGUUAUGUACUAUUACAUCCGGAUCUUCGUCCAAUGGAAACAUUUAAAUUGAAAGAAACUGAAGAAAUUGACGAUCCACAAUGUCCGAAGGAUACAAAUAAAACUGAAUGUGUCUACCUCAAAAAUAAUUAUAACAGCAUUGAUUUUACGGAAGUUGAACAAAUCGAUGAAAUUGUCGAAGAAUUCAAUGGAACUGAAACCGAAUUUCGACCACCCAUUGGCGAUAUUUUAAAAAGGCUACGUCAACUUUCAUUAAGCCAUAAGCUGGAGAAGAUGUUGAAUGUGUCAGUGCGUUUUCAUUACGAUAAAUUGCGACGAGUGUCUGAAGAAAAAUACGAUUAUUAUUUUGCGCCAUUGGAAUCAACACCAUUUACUCUUGGAUUAGCAAUUCCGAGCGAUUAUGGCCAAACAUUGAUAACCGUUGGCGCUGAAAUUCAAAAUAGACUACACAGAAACGAGAAUUUGUCAGACCUUUUCGUUGGACAAAAUUGGAAAGUUCAUCCCGAUUGGGUCUAUUGUAAAUUUCAUUACAUGGAACAUAAAUCGUUUGAGAAUUCUGAAGAAGAGCUGUUGCAUUUUGUGAAAUUAUUUCAAAGUUCGUCGAUGAAAUGGUCAGAACAAUACGGGCCCGAUACAUCAAAUAGCGACGAAGAUGAAGAGCAUCCAAAUUGUGAAGCAGAGGCAACCGAUAAAGAUGCUGAUUAUUAUUGUAACAAAGAAUUGGUCGAGCUACUUGUAUUUGAUGCCAGAGUUACGAAAGAGAGUUAUGGAACAUGGAAAUUUGAAAGUAAAGAAGCCGAAGAUUUGAUCAAUGCGUAUAACGCUACACUGCGUUUUGUGGCUACAAUGAGCGGUUUGACACGCUGGCAAUUUAUCUUUGGCGAAACUGAAGUUGAAGGCGACAAAGAGUUUGGCGAUUAUUAUACAAAAGCAAUUGAUGAAACAUGGUAUAAGCAAGCGGUAUUACAGCAUAAAAGUGAUAACGAAAGUUUUGUGUAUGCUGUACCGCACGAUGACAAAGACGAGGUGAAAGAAGAGGGCGAUAUUAAAGUGUUGGCAUCACAUGCCAUUUUUCGAAUGGAUGCUGGAAAGGAGGCACCUGGAUGCGUUGUUGGUUUUCAAUUUACUCAACAAUCAAUGUACAAACGAUUUAAGGAAAUAACAUCACAACCAAUGUGUGAAAAUUGUUUACAGUGCGAUAAUGAAAUCUAUGAUUGUUAUGUAAUUGAUAACAAUGGAUAUAUAAUUUUGUCAAAUAACUCAGAUGAUACCGGAAGAUUUUUUGGCGAAGUUCAGGGAAAAGCAAUGAAAACUUUGGUUGAUUUACAGAUUUUCAAAGCCAUCACGGUAUAUGACUUCCAAGCGGUUUGCAAAAUAAAAGUGGAGGAAAAUCCAGCUGGAUCUUUUGCCAACAUAGUUUCUACGCCUUUACAACUACUAAAAACAUACAUUCAAUGGAUUUUAACGGAAACAAUUUUAUCGCUGGCGAAAUUUAAUUUAUGGGCUUGGGCUGAACCGCACGAUACAGAAGAACCGGAAGCAUCCAAUAAGACAACUAAAAAAACACAGUUUAUACUAGAACCUUGUGAUAAAACGGCCACACUUUAUGUGAUGCAACAAAAAUUUGAUACACAAAAUUUUGAUACUACAGAUUGGCUAUAUUUCAGCCGCAUCAAACUAUCGAAUUUACUUUUGGUUGCUGUACAACACGAAAUCCACACAUUGAAAACACCAUCAAUGGGUGCUGAAGCAAAGAAAAUAAACUACACAUUUUCGGACAAUCAUACGUUCCCAUGCCACAAAAAGAAUUUAAAUAAAUUGGAAAGAAGGCGCUUAGACGAUUGUUUCACCGAAGAUGAACGCGAAUAUGAAUUGACAGAUUGCUCUAGAAGUGAUACGCUUCAUAAAAUAAACAACAUUUCAUUUGUGAUUGUGUGGUUGUCUGUGUUACCGAUAGCCAAAUUUCUUAUGUCCAUACAAUGUUUGUAAAUGUUACACACACACGUACACACAGCACAAGGCAAUUUUGAUUUUGCCCCAAUUAUACAUAUUUAGAUUAAUUUUUUUAUGCCCGUUUUCUAUUUAAAGACAAACAAAAAAAAAAUGAAAUGAAAUGAUUUUAUUUAUCAAUGUACACAUUAUAAGGCGACGAAUUACGUUGGACGCCGAAUGGAAGAGAAUUCAUGUUCAUGUACUCUAUUUUUAGUGUUUAUAGUAUUCAAGAAAAUAUCACUUAUGUAAAACUGUGAAGAUCAUGUGCCGUAAUAUAAUCAGGAAAGAUGAAGAAAAAAAAGUUAUAAUAAAAAUUCAAACAAACA
Molecule: messenger RNA, 4385 nt
Organism: Contarinia nasturtii (swede midge)
Lineage: Eukaryota; Metazoa; Arthropoda; Insecta; Diptera; Cecidomyiidae
Product: voltage-dependent calcium channel subunit alpha-2/delta-3-like
Exons: 18
Coding region: 289-4056 (1255 amino acids)
Cellular component (GO): voltage-gated calcium channel complex
Molecular function (GO): voltage-gated calcium channel activity
Source: RefSeq, a predicted model, not a curated record